Lytechinus pictus (painted urchin) is the source of this 14654-nucleotide messenger RNA. Its product is annotated as zinc finger FYVE domain-containing protein 26-like. Lineage: Eukaryota; Metazoa; Echinodermata; Echinoidea; Temnopleuroida; Toxopneustidae. The record is from RefSeq and is a predicted model, not a curated record. Gene Ontology annotation, molecular function: metal ion binding; phosphatidylinositol-3-phosphate binding. The transcript has 45 exons. Gene Ontology annotation, cellular component: centrosome; lysosomal membrane; midbody. Gene Ontology annotation, biological process: regulation of cytokinesis; mitotic cytokinesis; double-strand break repair via homologous recombination. Bases 101 to 10123 code for a protein of 3340 amino acids.
GCAUAAUUGAACAGUUUACACGGUCAUGACGGUAAUGGAAGUCGACUCAAAGCAGUACAAGGGCCACAAUUUCAGGAUAUAAAUUCCUGAAAAGCUUUUCAUGAUGGCUACUUCUGGUCAGCAUGUACCUGAUUGUUCCAAGGGCUCUGGAGUUCAUCCAUUUGGACAUGAAGUAUCAGUCACACGGGAUCAACUCCUCACUGCUUUCUUCAACCAUCUAUAUCUUGGCCAAUGGGAGUUAGCAAGUGCAUGUGCUUCAAGCUUGGAAAACUUACAGGGAACUAAGGAUCAAGUUGACAUUAGAGCUGUACUCCGAGCUAUCGUCAGACAUCCGCACGGCAUCAGUCUUGGUUUAGACAGUAUUUCGUCUCCUCAUCAACUGGCUUGGUUAGCAUCACUUCAUUUGAAACAAGAUAACAAAAAGGAAGAGGAUUUAUCUGCUGAGGAUUACAGAGAUGUUGAAUUCAGACUGUUACUAUACCUAGCACAUUCUGAUAGUGACCCAGCAGUUUUGCAGGAGGUAUAUAUGUACUCAAAAGCUGUUCAGUUGCAACUCGAUGCUGAUCAUCAAAAACUGGUUCAGAAGCAGACUUCGCUGCUGCCCCAUCUUUCCAAAGACUGCCUCAAAUUUCUGCUUUCAACUCUGAGCAAAGAUGUCACACUGGGUCAUACUAUCAUCCGGCGCCUCCUCCUCCCGACUCAAGACAAGAUGGAAGAAAACAACUUAGCACUUCAUCGGGUCUACGUCACUUGCCUAAUGGAAUGCGUGGUAUCGUUAGAGUCCAUAGAUGACAGAGAGAGUGUUGUAGAAAAGGAUCAAAAGGUGCAAUCCAUUUACAGUCUCUUAAAUUAUUUAGAUCCUCCUGCGUCUCUACUACCUAGACUCCAUAUUGAGGAGCUGUUCACCAAGUUGCUUGGUCACCAUCCAGGAAUGUUGGAUGAGGCUAUGCUCACUGCGGUCUUUAUGGGACGGGACUCAGACUUGUUGCUGCAAACCUUUCUGAAGGUUCAGUCUCGCAUGAGAUGGGAGUGUGUUGAGCAAGAUGUGAGUAAGAGACAUCCCCAGCUGAAGAGCAUGUGUGCAGAGUUGAGGAUCAACUAUGCCAUGUCAAUGAUGGAUGAUAGAGAAGCUGCCUGGAGGAACCUCCUGUAUUGGGUGUUAGAAAAUGAUCAACACGUUCUGAGCAAGAUUGUGGAAUUAUCCUUGACCCUAAUUCGAGAGAGGAUGUAUGAUGAGCUUAAUAGCCUUCUCCAGCCCAGUGAGUUUGCGCCCCUUAGACCCCUCAUUUUACUGCUUGGAUGGACUCAUGUCGAUGGCUGUUCAGCUGCUGAAAAUCUCCUUCAGACACUAUGGAAAAAAAAACCCAUGUACAGUGAAGAUGAUGCAUUGCAGCAGGCCUGCCAUAGACUUCAUCAUGAUGUACAACUUAUCCAGUGGUGCUUGGACAAAGUCAAGCCAUUGAUAGCCAAGUAUGAUGGUGAUCUUUGCCUAGAGCAGAAAGCUACAGCCAUGUUUCAAGGAUCAGAUUCUCAUUCAGUACUGACGUUGCUUUAUCACUUCACAAACCUCUCAAAGAUAGAUCACAUGGAAGGGUUACAAAUCUUGAACUCUACACCUCAGCUGGAAUGGACACGGGGCAGCAAUGGUGAUGAAGCUAAGACUGUGAGGUUUGCUGACAGCAAGGAGCGUGUUGACCAAAAGCGAGAUUGCACCAUCUACAGGAGUUUCCUAGCGAUGUGGAAUGUUACGUUAGCAUUACUGCACAGUGCUAAUCCAAUGAGUAAUCACAAGGACCGUGCAGCCUCUAGUCCACCUGCGAUAUCUGUAGUGUCUCCUGAGGACCACCAUCGAUCGAGAACAGGAACUCCUGGAACAGUUAGGAAUGGUCAUUUGGGGUCUGCAGAUAAUGCCUCUUUGGAAACAGCAAAGUCUGUAGAUAUUGAAGAUGAUGAUACGAGCUGGCAGACUUGUGUUGUUGGUAGGCUGAGAUCAGCAAAGGAACAGAUUGCAGAGAUUAUACCUCUGACAUACAGGGUUGAAAUUAUAGAGAAUCUCUUCUCUGUGUUGUUCGCAAGAUAUGAAGACAUCCAAACUCUUGAGAGUGAUGCCAUGAUGUCUGAUAGCGGAGGAGAGGAGGGCCAUGUGGAUGAGGAGUGGAACAACAUGAGCUUUAACACCAGUCUUGAAAGUGUGGAAAGCCCUCUCAAGGAAGGUUCACUCCUGACUGAGUUCACCUUCUCAACAAUUCUUGAGAAAAGUUCGUCUGUUAGUGUCGACCAGCCUGUAAUGAAUGGCCAGAUUAAAGACAGAACCCAAAAUAUCAUUGAGGACACACUCACACCUACAAUGAUUGCUGACAGCAAUGUGCUUAAAAAUGCUGAUAUGCAUCAGCUGAAAUACGGAAAGAGGACCAGCUCUGAGACUACUAACAGUUUGCAGAGUUAUCUGAAUCACUUUGAGUCGUCAGUCAACAAGGUCGGUUUCAUCACGAAUCGAAGGUUCAUGCAGGAACUCUUGACAAUGCUCAAGGAAUGUAUUGAGGAUGUGAAUACUGCCAAACUUGCCAAUAUUGUGUCGAAGGGACAAUCCAAAGGGUCAUCUGACGAGACCCUCCAAUCACAUCUGUUGACAUCGGUACCUCAGGCACAUCUUGCCCAGCGUAUUGCCCAGCUUACCAAGAGAAUCAAUGAAGCUCGUUGGCGUUUUCAAUUGGUUUCCAGUCAUCAAGCCAAUGUCGAUGAUGAGGACAAGUUUGAUGAGAAAGUAGAGGAGGAAGCAGUCAUCAAAUCUUUCUUUGAAGCCAGAAGCGAUGAAAAUGGGGAGGAAAAGAAGAAGAGAAAAAGAACUUCAUCUAAACGAAAUGGAAGUAGAAGCAGGAGUGCAUCAGGCUGGAGUAGUUCUGAGCCGGGAAGUGGUAACAUGUCAACGCAAUCCCAGACACACCUGAGUGCAGGUCCGAUGUCUGCAGGUAAUAGCAGCGGCACCGAAAGAAGAAAAAGAAGGAAGCAUAAGAAGUGUAGCUCCCAUCGAGGAUCCAUCAGUCCUAAACCUUUUCUUCAUCAUGACAGCAGCAUCGUGGCUCAGAUGCUGGCCUCAGAGGAUACCCUGCUUAGGAUGUGCCUCAGAAGGGGAAACUUUGCACAGGCACAACAGGUCAUCAAGAUAUUUGACAUGAAGGACAAACCAGAGGUAUCUGAAGUUCACUUUGCAUCGCACUGGCAGCAGGCUGUUGGAAAACUCAAAAUCCUGGAUAAGUCCAAGAAAGGUUCCUCCUCCAGCAGCACUGUUACCUCUACACAGCAGCCUAAGACUGGAGGAAUACUUGGAAGCAUCGCAUCAAUUGCUGCUGCUGGUAUUGCAUCACUAUCUUUGUCCGGUGUCAUUGAUGAUCUACUGAACAGUUCAACCUUACCGAUGCUACCUCAGAUUGAAGACAUCAGUGGAGGAGUGGUAGCAGGUGCUAGCCCUGGCUCAAGAGGUGGUAGCAGUAUGCUGUGGCAACAACUCAAUUCAAUUAACAUUUCUUCUAUGAUCAUUUUUGAUCUUGCAUGCACUGCCAGCCAUUCUUGGAAAACCUGCAGCGAGCUAUUGGAUGUGGCUAUGAGUCGUCUCAACGUGGAUUCUGUUCCAGAACAUGGCAGUCCUGGACCUGAAGUGAAACUUACCAGUUCAUCUCAGGUUGUGUCAAGCCCCAAAUUGGAUCAGUCGCAGUCUCUGCUUGGAAUAUCAGCAUUCCUUGGACAGCUACAUAACCUGAUAAACCCAAUCUCUUCCAGUUCAACCGCUUUAAUUCGUCCUGAAGUCAUGGAGUAUUUCCAGCGAUGUGCCUUGGAUGCUCUCACAACUGUCUCUGCUCCCUUGGAGCCUUCAACCCUCCGUGCUCAUGUUAACUUUGUUCUUGAAGUCCGUAGAGGACUAGAGCUUAUGACCAAGGCCCUUCAAGCAUACCAGGCGGAUGAAGAGUGUGGCCUCGCUGAACUCUCUCUCAAGUUUGGAGAUAGCCCCAAGCAUACCAGUAGUCCUAAACGGGGUGCUCGCCACCCCAGCCCAAAGCAGAGUCCUACCAAGACUAAGACUAAGCAGAAGGUUUCUGAUAUUAAUCAUUCAGUACACCAGCUACUCAUUGCUCUUGAUAAGAAUGUGAUGCCUAGUUUUAUGAUGGCCUUUCCAAAGAAUCGAAGAUCUGAUGAUCAACCAGUUAACCCAGCUAACUAUCUUCUGACUCUUUAUAACCAUCUCAAUGUCUUGGCUUCUCUUGCUCAGGAUGCACAAGGUUGGCAACCAGGGAGUGAGAGGCAGUUAAAAGUGGAACGAGACCUGUGUCAAAACCCAUUUAGUAUCCUAGCAGAAAGUCCCAGUCUCUUACUUGGUCGGCUGAUGUUUGCUAAUCAGAUUCCACCUGUCAGGUUAGAGAGUGUUGCUAGUGAAUUGAGGUUAAACCUGAUUCAAAUCAUCAUGCAGAGCUGCUGUCCUGCCAUCCCUAUGAUGCCCCACUCUUCUGUCAUUGAUACACCUGCCCCACCCCAUACAGUAGAUAAUGUGACUGUACUCAAUGAAGGGGGCGUGGCAGGGGAGUGGCCUCACCCUGUGAGGAGACCAUGUGUGGUCGUUGAAGAGCUUCUCACCAAGAUCAUCUCUCUCAUGAUGAAGCAUGUAUCUGGUGAGGGAUCAGAUGCUGCCUUUGAGCUGAGUUCUGCUGCUGGUGCAUGCUCUACCCCUGAGUACUGGGACAUAGUCAUGUCUACAAGGGAACUCAAGCAUGUAGACAUGGAUCUCCUACAAACCAAUGAAGAUAAGCUGUGUUUCUUCACCAAUCUCUUCAAUCUCAUGCUUGCCCAUGCUGCUUUGCAUCAUGCCACACUUCAGAUGAAUGAAAAGGGCAAUACCUUUACACUGGGUCAUACGCGGCAUUACUCUCUUGGGCGUGGGGCUACUAACCCUGGGUCUAUCAUGCUGACCUCCCCUGGUAUCAAUAGUGGAAUGGUCCUUGACCAACUUAGUUAUCUGUCUAGCAUGGCUUAUAGAGUUGGUCAAAUGGGGGUCAUCAGUGCAUUUGAUCUCCAUUAUGUCAUUCUGCGAUCAUCAUUACCUGUCCCUUUAGUCUUUGGAGAUAUCUUACAACAUAGACUUCAUGUAUUGGGAGAGGAUGAUCCAUGGUUGAAGUACAUCCCAUCCCCUGACUCUAGAAUCACCUUUGUGUUUUGCAAUGGGUCUGCCUCAUCACCACGUCUCAGGGUACUGAGAGUAGAUGAUUUGGAUGAACAGUUGACUCUAGCAAUGCAGAAUCAUCUUGAGGCUGGAGUAAGGGUGGAUGAAAAACUGAAUCAGAUUAUCAUUCCUCAAUCUCUUGAAUGGUUCCGCAAGGACUUCACUGGUUCCACCCUACCAGUCAAUGUAGAUCAUGGUAAUAUCUACAUGGGUCUACUGAGGGUAAUCACUCCUCAUGUGUCUCAGUAUCUAGGUGAUAAGCUAGAGGAUUAUACCAUGAAGUACCUACCAAGGCAUAUUGAACUUGAGAGCAAGGCAGAACUGGUCAAUGGGGCUGAAGAUGGAGCAGACUAUCCUCCAAAAAAGAAACCUCCAUUUCAGCGGUCUAACUCAAUGAGGUUCAAGAUAAUGGUUACACCUUAUGACCGAACCUUCAGGUAUCGCUUCUAUGGUCCAUCCGAUAACGCAGUACAACCUUUAACACUGAAACGUAGACUCUCUGUCCCAGAUAACUUUGACUCCAGUGGACUUGGCUGGAGUUUGAUAGAUGCACCUGCAGCCGAACCUCCUUUCUCAAUGACAGAGCCAACCUUGAAAUACCUUCACUCAAAGUCCAAACUGGUGGCAUCGCUGGCAGGCGUGGUCAGUGCAGGGAUCGGUGAGAACACUGAUGCCUUUGCCAAAGAUAAAUCCAUUGAUGAAGAUAUGCUGUCCUCUAGUGUUGGUAGUCCUGCAAGUCUUGUUUUUGAGGAUACCUUUGGGAGUGAUAGGACAUACAAUCCUAAGUUAUCAACCAUGACCAAAGUCCUCCAGCAUUUGGCUGGGUAUCCCAUCAUGCAAUACUAUGUUCAGUCAUUCUUCUCAGAAGUGUUGUCCAUAGCGGGUAGCUCAAAAGGCAAUGACUGUUUAGAUGAGAAGGAGGUCAGAGCGAGUCUUCUUGCCGAUACACGCUCCAAGGAGGUUCUAGGUGUCCUGAAAGAAGCAGUAGAGUUGCUUGUAUCCAGCUGCCAGUGGGAAGCAGUCAUGAAGCUUGUGGAUACUAUACAUUGCAUUGGUGGGACUGAAAGCUACACUGUCAUCAGGGACUUUGCUGCAUACUGUGCUGGUAACCAGGUCAAGGCAGGUCAGAUGACAUCAUGCUCCAAACCAACAUGGCAGUGUUUGUUGACAGUCAGGAAUAAGAUACUGAGAGACAGGGCAGUGCUUGCUUCCUUAGAUAGUCUCCCUAUUGAAGAUGCCCUGGAGUUGCUAGAAUGUUGUGUGUUGGACAAUAGGAAAGACUCUCCCUUGAACAAUAUCCUGCACACAAAAUUUCAGCAGCUGAAGAUGUACAGAAAGAUCACAUUCUAUGCUAUGCAAUACUCUCCACCGCUCUCACUUGGAGUUCUUCAGGGAGGAAGUACUCCCUCUGACCUCUCGGAGGUCAUUCGACCCCUAUGUACAUGGCAGGAUGUCCAGGAUGCUUCUAAAACCAGUCCUGAUAGUGUUCUCAAGCUGCUGAUGUCUGCUUCAGACUUUGAUCUGGCCAAGGAUUGGGCAGAGCUCCAUGGAGUUAUUGAUGAUUACCAGCAGACUAUCCUAGUCAACCAGUUGGAACAUUUAUUAUGCAACAGUUGUAACAACCUUCAGGUUUACCAGAUACUUGAGGAUGUUUGUAGCAGUGAAGAAACAAUCGCCAUUUGUACUCAGUUGCUUGAGUCCCAGAAGAUAGCUCUACCCAGUGUAGUCUUCUUGGUCCAUUAUCUCCUUCAUAAUUGCCUUGAUGAGCUAUCUCUGGAGAGGGCUGGAGGACUACAUGAUAUCAGUAUAGGUGCCAAGGUUCUGCUUUGUUUACCUGAGAGAGUGAGGGGAGAGUAUCAACAUAUCAUGUCUAGACCAGACCUGUUGCUGGAACAGCUACUGAUGAAUCUCAAGAUGAACCUUGCAUCCGAUGUGCAGGCGACACUCCAAGAAGAGCUCCAGUCAUCGCGUUUCCCUUCUGCAAGUCUAUCUGAAAACUCCAUCAAUGCUCUCAUCUCCAAGUAUGCCAGAGAAGCUAUCCAGAUCCCAGUUGCUCUUCUCAAUACUUCUUUGUCAGACACCGACUCCGCCCUGAACCAAAGCUUCGCCCUAGCCUCGUAUGCCUCGGCCCUGUCACCUCUUGGCCUGGUGUCUGCCUUGAAGGGACGUCAGUUCUUGGCAUCAAUGAGGGGUCGUGCCCCAUCCCCUUCCCCCUCCUCUGUCUCCUCCUCUUCUUCUAUACCGGUCCCUGAGAGGAGAAGGCAAAGCACCAGGGGUCAAAGUCCAGGACUAACAAGUCCUGGUUUAACCAGCCCACCAUCCCGUCGGACAAGCCGAGAUGGUCAGAACUCUGACCAGUUGGUAUCGCCUCCUAGUUCUGCCACCAGACCCCCUCCUCUUCCAGAGGUACCAGAAAAGCCCCCGGGUGUGUCUGUAGAGGGGGGUGAGUUACCCGCUGUACCCCCUACUAGGGAUCAAUGGGUACCUGAUGAUAAGGUCUCAAACUGUAUGGUGUGCCAGGAUAGGUUUAGUAUGUUUAACAGAAGACAUCAUUGUCGACGCUGUGGACGUGUUGUAUGUUGGAAGUGUUCACAGUUGCGUGCGGUGGUUGAUGGAUAUGGAGAUACGCCUGUCAGGAUCUGUGAUCAAUGCUAUGAACGUUUUAUCGCUCCUAGAUCAUAUGGAACUCCUCAAGCACUAGAACAAAGAAUGAAAGGCAAAAUGUCAGGAGGAAGAGGAUCUGGAGGAUCGGGGACCAUGCCAUCAGUCUCACAAUCCUUAACACCAUCUCAGCCAACCCCUGAGCUAGGUAUGGGAGGGGAGGGGUUGACAGAGUAUGGUCCUGUCACUGAUUGGAGAUUAUCAUUGGAUGAAGAAUACUGUAGUAUGGUCAGAGAAGAUUUCUACUAUGAACAGGCUCCCAGUACAUCCCUAUGUCUAUCCAUCUUGGAGCUUCACUCUGACCCAGGGGCAUGUGGUCACCUGAUUCUUCUACUGUGUCAAAGGUUAUCUGAGUAUCUCAGACCGGUCAGACCAGGUGAACCAAACACUGAGGUGGACUAUAGUCUUGUUCUCAGCAUGAUGCGUACUUUAUUGCUGAACAGCAAGCUGAAGUUCUUAGGUUCAGGAGACAGUGCUAGCCUAGAGCUGUGUGAUACCUAUCUUGGUCAUGUGGAUCUUCUUAAUAUGUUUGUUUCAAGUAACUGCACGGAUAUACCAAGUAUUCAACAACUCACACAGAUAGAUACUGCAAGACGUAUCCGAGACAAGCUUGUCCUGUCAGAGCGUUUGUCCCUUGCCAUGGAGGUCUCCACCAAGUGUGGGCUGGAUCCUGGAGCUGUGUGGGCAGCCUGGGGACUCAGCUGCCUCCAGGCUGGAGAUUAUGAAGGAGCCAGGGAGAAACUCAGUAAAAUACUGAAGACCCCUACAGAUAGGAACCAAACUCAGGGACCCAAUAAACUGUUACAGGAAAUCAUCAAGAUUUUGGAAUCCUCAGCUGGUCAAACGAUUAAGGUUCAAGACAUCUUGACACUGUCUGCUAGUUCUAUAAAGGACUUUAUCUCACAGCCGUACAAGAUUGUACCAGAGUCAGAUAAGUUGACAGAGAAUCGUGCUCUUAAAGAAUGUGUAUACUACAUUGAGACAUACAGUUCACACCUAACGGCUAUUCAGUUCUAUAAGAGACAUGGGAUGUUCCCAAAGGCUGUUAUCUAUAUUCUCCAAGAGCAAUGUUCUAAUGAGGUAUUCCUAGAGGGUUUGUUGGUGCCAAGCAUAAAAGAAGGACAGUUUGGGCAACUGCAGGAAGGCAUGCUGAGAGUAGAUCCCUCGUUAGUUAAAUGGCACCCUUACCUGACAGCAUCCUGUCGUCAUGUCAACCGUCUAGGCUGGAGCCACAUCCUCUAUCAGAUGCAGCUCUUCAUGAAGGACUUUGUACGAGCAGCCAUGACAUGUAUCAAGUUCUUCCAGACCAGAGCUACCUCAUAUUCGGACCUCUUUGAGCGUCUUCAUCAUGUGAACAGGGCUAAAGAUCACAUGACUGCUGUGAUGGAUGAUAAACAGUGGGGAAGCGUGCCCCGCCCUUCCCCUGGUAGCCCAUCAUCAAGAGGGUGGGGUGGAGCCACAGCAGAGACUAAUAUCAGACUCACUCUUACUCCGUCAGAACUUACUAAGCAUCUAAAUACGAUCAGCCUGCAGAUAGAAGUCACUACAUUCCUCCAUCGUCAUCUUGGAAAGAACAGUCUGGUUCCACCCAUAUCUCCCACUCAGACCUCCUCAACUCAACAAGCUGGUCUGACUAGAAAGCAGUCAGUGGUUGGGGGUGGGGUGCAGUUAUCAGGGCUACCCACACUGUUUGGCAACAGCAUGGAGAAAGCAGAUGUCGUUCACAAGGUUCUGUUAGCUGGUACAACAAUACAAGAAGGGUUCCAACUGGCGUUUAAAAUCAUUCAGGACUUCCGACUUGCCGAGACUAAGAUCUACAGUCGGGCAGGACGUCGUCUCAGUCUCCUCAAGAAGUUCAACGAGGUCAAAUUGCUUCUCAAGUGUCAUAAGGACACUGGAUUGGCUAGCAAGGAGUCAUGUGAUGAGAUCCUUGAUGCCAGUGUGAGGGCGCUCGUUGGAGACAAGACGCAGGUCAAAGGUGCAGAGGAGUUGAUCAAGCUAAUGCAAGGGGAUACAAGCAAGAUCAAUGCAUACAUUUUGAUUGGACGACUGAGGCAGGCCUACUUAUUGGCAGUGAAGGGAGAGAGGGAGGAUGAUGUCAGACGCAUCGCCAUGGCAGCAGAACAAGCCGAGGCAUCAGGGGUUAAACUGAAAGCUAUUUGUGACCAGUGGCUGAGGGAUUACGAGGCUAAGAGGAGAAACGCUGAACAAACCAAGGAGGUGCUAGCAAGGAGUAGGGCAACCAGGUAUUGAGGGAGAGUAUCAGGAUGCACCGUUGAAAACUCAAAGUUUGUGAUCAAUUUUUACUCAGGUGUUUCAUGCAAAGCUUCAGAAGUCCCAAAGAGGAGUACCAUUAGAGCUCACUAUUCUUAACGUAUAUGCUUACUAUCAUCAAGCUGUGUGCUAUUCAAUCUAAUGAAACAAAUACGCAGGUCAUGGGGGAAGUACAUGUAACAAGGCAAGUGUGUAUGUACAACUCGUCGUUGGCUGAGUUAAGGGAUAGCUAUAUACCUCAACAUCUCUUUAUGUAUUGGCAUUAGUGGGUCGGUACAGUCUUAUCCAGUCUCAAUACUUUCCUACCAACACAUUCCAAAAAAAUCAGUAAACGUGACCAGAGUGGCUUAGUUGUAGGAUGCCUGCCUCAUUUAAGCCCGGCUCACACUAUGCGAUUCAUUGCAAUCCGAUUUUCAAAGAAAUCAUAAUAACAUUUGACAUGAACUUUCCACCAAUAAAAUCUUAGCGAUCCGUGGUCAGAAUAGUCGUAGGACUACUGAAAUCAAAAUUUAAUGUAGUUCGAGCCUCAAUGUAGGAAUAAAAGCAAAUUCAAUUUCAAAUCGUAAUGACGUCAUCAUCAGCUGCGACUUGAAGCCAAUUUGAAACUUUUAGGGCAUUUUGAAAUUUCUAGCUUUGUGUCCUCAUCGAAUAAAUGUCAAAUGGAAAUGGGAAAAAUUCUAAAAUUUGAAUUUUCAAGAUUCGGAAAAGUUCUUUUUUACUCGUAUUCCGAUCUCAUAACUUUGGAUUUCAUUCAUUUUGAAAAACUGUGUUAACUAUCCGGGUCUACCUCUUACCUCCAAACAUGUUCAGAAAGGAUUGAGAAUAACAUAUUCAACAGUUGAGAAUCAUACACCACCCCCAAAAGAAAUAAAUGUUUUAAAAUGAUAGAACCCAUCUAUCCUACAUUUUGAGCCAUUUCAAUUAAGUUUCAGUGGGCGCCAAUUCUGAGGCUGUUGAAACAAGUUUAGACUGAAUAUGUGCUUAAAUCCAAAUAUGGAAACGAUCUUAUUGAUUUUCUUGAAAACUCCUGACGAUCAUAAUUACAUGACAUUAUAAUUCAAAACUUUCUGAUAUUUUCACUUUAUUUUUAAAAGAUUUUCCUCUUUAUUAUCGUUUGUUCUCCAUCUAUAAAAUGCUUGUAUUUGGCUUGUAUUGUGCACAUUGAGUAUUACCCAUUUACAUGUACAUCUAGUCAUAUCUUUUCCUUUCCAUUUGAUGUAAACAUGGAAAGAACACUAUUAUGUAAGUUUUCUCUUCAAAUUACUGUCGGUAUAACCUGGAUUUUUAAAUGCCUACACAACUCAAAAAUACAUGUCAAGUGUUUCUGAUCAGGUUUAUCCAUGUGGUACAGUGUAUAUACAUGUAUAGCCUUGUGGUAUUCUCAGCUGUGUAUUUACGAUUGAAUAGAAUACAAAGAACUAAAUAGGAUUCUGAUAUUUUUUUAUUCAGAGGUUUAGAAAGAAUGAUCACUUGAGCAAAUCUGACAUUCUCCAUAUAACAUGCAUUUCAUGGGGGAUUUAUACUUCAUGCAUAAAAUCUUGCCAAAUCAAACUCUCAAGAACAGUAAUUUUAUAUUGAUAGAUCAUGACCACCUUGGGGCAUUGACUGCGCAAGUACCAGCACGUGUUUCAUGGGAUCAUAAAUUAAACACGACUAGGCCAGUAUGCAUACACUGUGUUUGUAUGGCCUCAUAUGCAAUUGAAAAUACUACUAGUAUCUUACCGUUUCCUUGUAUGUUCAUGGAAUUGAAAGAGUUGUUGGAACUUAACAUUCCCAGUACUAAAACUGACAUUCUUGUCAUAUUUUCAAACUAUUGUGAAUGUAUAUUGUGAAGCUGAAUAUAGCAGCCGAGGAGUAAGAGGGCAUUAAUAUCAGUUCUAAUGAAUUGAAAUUAUGUAACAUAUGUUAAAGUAUUUAAAUAAUGAAAAAAAAAAUCAACUCAAAGUGUUGACCUUGUGGAAAUACACCAAACUAGGAGGGUGAUGUGCCUUAGAUUUUGUAAUAUUUGUAGCAUUGAUUUAGAAUUUGAUUUUAUCGCUACCCAAGAAGUAAAAUGCAAUAUCAUCAUGUAUGCAAUAUUUGUAUAAUGUAUGUCCAAUGUAUUGAGGGUAAUGUGAAAAUGUAUGUGUAUGUAGUUUUAUUAGAUGGCUUAUUGCUCCCACUUAUUGAUGAAAUUAAUUGCCAUAUCAUACAGCUGAAAACCCUGUUUCACAAUUAGAUUCUUAGUACAUGUAACAAGUGCCAUGCAAACUUAUAUACUCAGUAUAUGUUUGUUUUGUUCCAAAGUACGUAGUUUCUAACCAUUAACAAAUUAAAACUGGCAUCAGAAGAAUUGCUGUCACUUGGGCAUUACGGAAUAUUAUUACAAGAUAUUUGGCUGUGAAAUGAAAAUUGAUAACAAUGCAUACUACUUUAAGUUUCAAACUUGAAUGGACAUUAUUUGCCAUAUUGCCCCUUCCUUCUUUGUGUUAUGACCAUCUAUGAAAUAAGGCGGCGAUGCUCUACCAUAUACCAUCCUUUCUGUUCAUGUUCUUGUGUAAUAAUAUUGACCAAGAUCUGUACAUUUAUUAUUGACAAUGGAGUAUAACCUUUGUAAUACAGUUUUGGUCACUAUUUGUGAUACCUAUUAAGUUUAGCCUGAAUAUUCUAUACAUAAUCAUUUGUUGUAACUGCUUUAGAAAUGCUGAAUACUGAAUCUGUAGAGAAAAGGUGCCAUUUACUCAAAUUAUUUUUUUAAAGAAAAAUUCAAUGAUAAGAAGUCAAGUAAUAUUCUUGCCCCCAAAUGAUAUUAUGGAUAUUAUUGCAAUUUGGGCUUAUGUUAUGUUUGUAUGUUGAAAUGAAAAUGAAAAUCCAUAUUUUAUUAUGAAAAAUAGAUAUGAAAUGAAAUACUCCGAAGAUUUGCUUUUCCCUAUUGUGGGCCUGGCAGCCGCUGUGCAGCGCCAGAUCGACGAGGCUCUAUCCCUUUAAUCGUUGAACGCCAAACAGGGUAGCAGCAAUUUCCAUCUUUUAACGUCUUUUGGUCUGACGCGGCCUGGGUUUAAACUCCCAACCUCCUGGUUGUGAGACGGACGCUCUGCCAAGUAAGCCAACACGCCGGUUAUGUUACUGUAUGUUUGUAAGAUAACAAGGAAAUCCACAAUUAUGUUAUCCAUUUUAUACAUAAUUCAUGAUAAAUCUGAAAAAGAUUUGAAUCAUUGAAAAUCAAUAUAGUCAAUGUCACAUGCAUCGUAUAUAAUAGGAUGUUUGAAAUAUAUCUGGCAUGUCAUCUAGACAAAUUUGACUUAAUAUAUGGGUCAAAUAACACAACAGAACAGAAUACCGGCUUCAAGUCAUGUGAUUUGAAAAAGCAAUGGUUUUAGAUAUCAGGUGACCUUUAAAACUGAAUUUAUUUUAGAGAUAUUCAGUUGAUAACUUCAGUGUAUGAUUUCGUCGAUGAUUGACUUUAUUUUAAAGGUUUUAGCAUAAAAAAAUGACCAAAAUAUACUAUCCUACCAAGGAGGCUCGUGUGAUAAUACUCAGCAAGGCAUAUACGGACCAUGCGUAAGCUAUUGUUGAAAUUAUUGUUGUGAUUUUGAGACAAAAUUUGGGAUUAUCAUUAGUACGGGAAGCUAAAGAACAUCAGCCGGGCCAGGCCGGGUACCAGCGGACUGAGGUGCUGCUGACAUGGCUGGGCUCGAAUCAUGAGAAUAGGAGACUAUUUAUUUCAAAUGUCACAUGUUCUUUCAUUUUGCCAAUAAUGCCCAAAUAAUAAGGUGACGGUUUUGACUGUCCCAAUUAAUUCAGGGUUAAAGGGGUAGGGGUGCCUUGCCUUUUCUUAGCAAGCUAUCAAUAUUUACUCGUUUCAUGUCUAAAUACCAAAAUGUAAAAAUGGUCAUUCAUAAUCUUUGCAUCAUGGAUGAUUUAAGUACAGAUACAUGUAGCAGCCAAAACUAAAGUGAGCUUUAAUUCAGGUUUUUAUUGAUUCAUUAAUCCAGAAUGACUGCUUCUUGAAAUGUUCUCUGGACCAUUUUCUAACAUGAAAUAAUCCAUUGAAUUGCAGCAACAUUCACAUAAUUUUUCACAUCUAACAUAUUUAUUGUCUCUUGUUAACUGCACCAUUUUAAAUGCUGAUAGUGUGUAAUGGAGAUAUGAUGUAAUGUUUCCCGACUUUUUCAAAUCGACAAGUCCAUCUAUAAACUGAUUAGACAUGUACUGUAGAACAGUCAUAUGUUGUGAUAUAGCCCAUUGAUUUUCAGUCAUGUCGGAUUUACAAGGCUAUUCUGUGCAAAUGCAUCCAAAAGGUAAUCAAUAAUUAAACUUAUCAAAUACUGGAAUAAAUCAGUAUUAUGAAGUAUCAUUUUGGAUGUGUUAUUUCCAUUUGAUUUCUUUCAAAGAAUGUCUGGAAUAUGUCUUUCUUUUAUUUGAUUUAUAAAGAUAUUUUACUUUUAUAUAUUUAUAUAAUGGCAAAUUGUAUAUGAGAAAACAUAGAUAUACAAGUAUUAUACAAUAAAUUUUUUUUAUUAACAUCUUA